CUCUUCCCUCUCGGACCGGCGACAGGGACGCUAUUUCCGGAGACUCCUGUUUUCCUCUUCGUCUCGCUUCCCCGACUCCGAGCUGGGGCGGAACGAUCGGGGAAGUGAUCCCGUGAGAAGGAACACAGAUUCGAGGGCGCGGAGGGCCGGAAGGGGAUCGGAUCUCGGAUCUCCGUUCGAGGCCGGCGGGGCUUUCGCGCUGCUUCGUCUCCGGAGAAGUGGAGUUCACGAGUAGCAUCAGCUAAUAUAGAGUUGAUGGUGGGUAAUACUUGAAUUGGGUUUCCUUCUAAAUGAUGCUCUGGGGUCGGAAGUUGAUCACCCAGGGAAUGAAAGAAAUAUUGGUGGAGGAAUAUAGAGCGCUGAUUUGCUGUACUAAAGAUUGGGGUUUAUCCAAGUACGUCUGUGAGUUCCAUUUGGAGUCUUACUAAAGAUCAGCUGUUUAAUGUGUGGUCAAAGUGACGCAUUCAUGGAGUUGUGAUUAGCUCUUCAAUGGAUUGGUGGUGUAUCUAAUUUUCGAAGACAGUGUAUUGAUCCUGGAAGGGUUUCCAUGUUAUCUGGUUGAUAUAAAGAAUGGCAUCAUGUAGAAGAAAUAUGUCUACAGUGCAGCGAGAUGGAGCUGUGCAAAAUGGGGAAGCUUGUGUUGAUAGCUCUCCCUUACCCAAGUUGUCUCAUUCUCCAGCGUACUUGGCUUUGAGAGGGUUUCUGUAUUCAUUGGUGAACUCGAUGAGUUUUCUCAUGGCGUCGAAUAGGAUUCAGGCUGCUUUUGCCGGUAUGCUGGCACGAAGGUCUUCUCGGCCUGUGGAGAGGUCAAAGUCGAAGGGAUUACACUGGAAGCGAGUCUCCUUCCAUAUCUUUGUCUUUUUCAUGAUAGGGGUUUUCCUUGGUUUCACCCCAUUUCUCUCUGUUGAUAUCUCCAGGAAUUUUGUGUCCAAACAUCGGGCCUUCUCCUUUGAGGAGGAUUCAGCAGCUGAAACUGGUGCUCACCAGGAAAUUGAUUCAGUAAGGGAAAAAAUUCAAUCGAUUGAUAAACCACAGAAUGCCGUGGCAAAAUGGACUGUGAAAAAUGAGUCUCUCGAUGCCACAUCUGCUGUACCUCCUGUGCCAGAUACAGACUUAGUGCCUCAAAAGCUUUUGAUAAUUGUGACUCCAACAUAUGUUCGGCCAUUUCAAGCAUAUUAUCUAAAUCAACUGGCUCAAACAUUAAGGAAUGUACCACCCCCGCUACUAUGGAUAGUUGUUGAGAAGUCCAUGCAGUCCGCUGAAACAGCAAAGAUCUUGAGGGGUACUGGGGUCGUGUACAGACAUCUUGUGUGCGAGCACAAUGCCACCAACAUAAAAGAUAGUGGUGUUCACCAGAGAAAUGUUGCACUGGCUCACAUUGAGAAGCACCAUCUUGAUGGCAUAGUAUACUUUGCAGAUGAUGAUAGAAUCUAUUCAAUUGGCCUCUUUGACCAAAUGCGUCAAAUCAGGCGUUUUGGAACGUGGCCUGUUGCAAUGCUUGGUGAAAGUAAAAAUAAAGUGUUAUUAGAAGGUCCUGUUUGCAAUGGCAGUGAGGUAAUUGGAUGGCACACAGAUCAGAGGACCAGGAUAUCUCGAAGAUUUCAUGUUGACAUGGCUGGUUUUGCAUUUAACAGUACCAUACUCUGGGAUCCUAAGAGAUGGAACCGCCCCACUCUUGAGCCUAUUAGGCAACGUGCUAAAAUAAAAGGUUUUCAGGAGACCACAUUCAUUGAGCAGCUGGUUGAGGAUGAAAGCCAAAUGGAAGGUUUAGCAAACUGCUCCGAGAUUAUGGUUUGGCAUCUCCAUUUAGAAGCUCCUGAACUUAUCUAUCCAAGGGGCUGGAUGAUGCAGAAGAACUUAGAAGUUGUUGCACCUCUAACAUGAUAGCUGGCCAUGCGAAGUCAUCUCAUUGGUCUGAUUAAAAAUGGUUCCUUAUCCUGUUCGUAUCACCUCGAACUGCCUAGACUGCUGCCUGGAAUGUCUGCUCUGAUUUAUCUCCUAUGAUGGGCAGAGGCACAGGCUUCCUGAUGCAAAUGGUGUUUGUCGUAUUCUUUAUUUCAGGCUUUUUGUCCUGGUUUCUUUAUCCAGACCAGACAGACCUUGUACAGUUAUUUGUUUUUCUUUUGUUGUUGUUGUGUUUGAGAUGCUUCGCAAAUGCGAAAAAUUGCAUCCAUCGGUACUGUUGGGAAUGAAAACAAGCACCUCUGUAACAUGCAAAAAUUUCUAUUUAACUGCCAUGAAUCAGAAUUAAAUUGACCAUCAAUUUUGCUUCA
Messenger RNA from Phoenix dactylifera (date palm), 2273 nucleotides. RefSeq names its product putative beta-1,4-xylosyltransferase IRX9H. NCBI's taxonomy places the organism in Eukaryota, Viridiplantae, Streptophyta, Magnoliopsida, Arecales, Arecaceae. The record is from RefSeq and is a predicted model, not a curated record. Gene Ontology annotation, cellular component: Golgi membrane. Gene Ontology annotation, molecular function: galactosylgalactosylxylosylprotein 3-beta-glucuronosyltransferase activity; xylosyltransferase activity. Gene Ontology annotation, biological process: plant-type secondary cell wall biogenesis; glucuronoxylan biosynthetic process.